AUGUUUUUGAAGGCGGGUAGAGGGAAAAAAAUAACAACAGCGAGCGUAGAUGGGCUUGGCUGUGUCGUUAUGGAGCCCCCCUUGAGCAAGAGGAACCCGACACUGAGAUUAGCGGAUUUGGCAGCGGCUCAGCCCCAUCCUCACCAGAACAUGACAGGCUUCCCGGGGCUGGGGAACCACCACGUCCACCCCCACCACGCGGCCCACCUCCACCCCGGGGACGCGGGCGGCGACCCCGGCGGUGCCCUCACGCCGCUCGGACCCGAGCACAUGGCACAGCCAGCCGCCCUCAAGCUCACACCCGAGGCGCUCACCGCCGCCGCCGCCGCUUUCGCGCGCCCGUCGCCGCCACCGCUACCACCGCCGCCGCCGCCGCCGCCACCGCCGCCGCCGCCGCCACCACCGCCGCCGCCUACGCCGCCCGCUGCCGCCCUCCCGGGUUACCCGUCGGGGGGGGCGGCGGGCCGGGACUUCCUCCUGCGGCGGGAGCUGCCCGCCGCCUCGGCGCACGGGGCGCUGGGCGAUCAGCACCCGCCCGCCGGGUCCCCCCACCUCCCACACCCGCCGCCUCACGGCGUCUUCAUUUCGGCCGCCGGCACUUACGGCGCGGCCGACGGGGCGCACGCCGCCUUCCCGCCGCCGCCGCCCGGCGAGCCAGGCACGCCCGCCGGCCGCCACCCGCCGCUCAACGGGCAGAUGCGACUUGGGCUGGCGGCCGCCGCCGGGGAGCUGUACGGACGAGGCGAGGCGCACUACGGUGCCGCCGCCGCUUCUUCCUCGGCGCUGCAAGGCUACGGCUCCGUCAACCUCAACCUGGCGGCGGCGGCAGCGGCUGGCCACGCACCCGCACCACCCCCAUCCCCACCACCACCACCAUCACCCCACCACCACCAUGCUCACGUCGGAGCGGCGGCGGCGGCGGCCGGGGCCUUCCUGCGAUACAUGCGGCAGCCCAUCAAGCAAGAGCUGAUAUGCAAGUGGAUCGACCGGGAGCCUCCGCCUCCGCCGCCGCCACCGGGCGGGAGGAAGCCUUGCUCGAAAACUUUCAGCACGAUGCAGGAGCUCGUGAGCCAUGUCACCGUGGAGCACGUCGGCGGGCCCGAGCAGAGCAGCCACGUGUGCUACUGGGAGGAGUGUCCCCGCGAAGGCAAGCCCUUCAAAGCGAAAUACAAACUCAUCAACCACAUCCGAGUGCACACGGGAGAGAAACCCUUCCCCUGCCCCUUCCCUGGCUGCGGCAAGGUCUUCGCCCGUUCCGAAAACCUCAAGAUCCACAAACGGACUCAUACAGGGGAGAAGCCCUUCAAGUGCGAGUUCGACGGAUGCGAGAGGAAGUUCGCUAACAGCAGCGACCGCAAGAAGCACUCCCACGUCCACACCUCCGACAAGCCCUACUACUGCAAGAUCCGCGGCUGCGACAAGUCCUACACUCACCCCAGCUCCCUGCGGAAGCACAUGAAGAUCCACUGCAAGUCCCCGCCGCCCUCCCCACCGCCGGGCUCCCAGGGCUACGCGGCAGCGGGGCCCCCCGACGGCCCGCUGCCCCCCGAGGCCGACCCGGCCGCCGAGCCGCCCCGCGGCCGCGCCGCCGCCCUCUCCCCGCCGGUCACCAACCUCAGCGAGUGGUACGUCUGCCAGGCGGGGGGUGCUCCCCGCCGGCCCCACACCCCGUCCAGCCGCGGCACCUCCCCGGACUCUGAGGGGGACGAGCCCCACAGGACCUCGGCGGGCAGAACCGCUCCUUAG
Messenger RNA from Colius striatus (speckled mousebird), 1746 nucleotides. It is a transcript of the gene ZIC5, whose product is annotated as Zic family member 5. Gene Ontology annotation, molecular function: RNA polymerase II cis-regulatory region sequence-specific DNA binding; DNA-binding transcription factor activity, RNA polymerase II-specific. The record is from RefSeq and is a predicted model, not a curated record. Gene Ontology annotation, cellular component: nucleus. Gene Ontology annotation, biological process: central nervous system development; regulation of transcription by RNA polymerase II. NCBI's taxonomy places the organism in Eukaryota, Metazoa, Chordata, Aves, Coliiformes, Coliidae.